This is a messenger RNA of Eruca vesicaria subsp. sativa (arugula), 806 nucleotides long. NCBI's taxonomy places the organism in Eukaryota, Viridiplantae, Streptophyta, Magnoliopsida, Brassicales, Brassicaceae. The record is from the annotation of a GenBank genome assembly.
GAUUGAUCGGCUUUUCGUUAGGGUUUUAGCUCUCAAAAGUUAAAACCUUUGUUUCUCGAAGAUACAAUACGCCGAUCUUUCAAUUAAAUCAAUGGCGAUGGCUAUGAGACUCCCGGCGAUAGCGAGAGCAGCGACGGAAAUGGCCUCUGCUCCCGUUGGAUUGAGACGUCUCUUCUGCUCAAACGCUACAAACUUUUCAUUCCUUUCCCCACCGGCUAAUUCCGAAACUCCGGCUCGUCCUCAGGCGGAUCCAAGCACCAAUCUCUUCGUCUCAGGGCUUAGUAAGCGUACCACUUCUGAAGGUCUUAGGACAGCUUUUGCUCAGUUUGGAGAAGUUGCUGAUGCCAAGGUUGUGACAGACAGAGUCUCAGGAUAUUCAAAAGGGUUUGGAUUUGUUCGUUAUGCCACCUUAGAAGAUUCUGCUAAAGGCAUUGCUGGAAUGGAUGGCAAGUUUCUUGACGGGUGGGUCAUAUUCGCAGAGUAUGCAAGACCAAGAGAGCCAUAUCGACCUCAGAACAACAUGCCUCCUCCUCCGUAUGGUAACCGUUAUUGAAACAAGACUCUUGCUUCAAUCUUUGGGGACGGAUCUUUGUAUCAGUGUUAUGAUUCAUUCUGUUCUCUACUAUGAUGGAACUGUCUCUUAGUAGUGUCUUGUACCUUGGAGAAGUCCACAAACUUUAAAUUAUAUUAUUUUGAGUAAUAACCAAAAGUUAUCAUUUACAAGGCAAAUAGCAAGUGUAUAAAUCUCUCCGAGGAAAUUACAUGGUUUUCGUCUGAAAGACUUGUGGUUAUUUGUGUUUUUUUUU